Molecule: messenger RNA, 771 nt
Organism: Amoebophrya sp. A25
Lineage: Eukaryota; Dinophyceae; Syndiniales; Amoebophryaceae
Source: the annotation of a GenBank genome assembly
GCGGGAGUCUGACGAGGUAGAGGUACGCUUUUCUACGACUGCCUUUUCUGAAGACGAGGCGGCUACUAUGUUGCAGACAGUCGCGCCACUGCUGGAUGACAACGACAAUGAUAUGGAGAGCAGCGUUCUCUUACGGAUGGUCAUGUUAGUGCCUCUCGUGACAACUACGACUACAACAGGAGCACACACACGACUUUAUCACGCAUUUUCUUUAGCUAUGAUAGACUAUGGCACUUACCAUUUUGUGACUAUGUAUACUCGUUGUCAUGGUGAUGUUCGUAGAUUCACAUGUCUAGUCGAUGGUGCAUGUAGCUCAUCCUGCAACGCAAAAAGUGAGUAUUUUAUAGCUCCAAUUCUUGCGUUAAUUGGUGCCGGGAACCCUGAUGAUUCGAACUUUCCAACUGAAAUCUUGCGGGACCUCCUUGGCCCUUGGGACGCGGUUCCUUCUUGGCGUGUAGUGAGAGCGCCGCCUGAGCGGGAGGUCGUGGCAACGCAGAAAACAGGGUCUGCGCCUGGCAAAGCGAGGUAUGCACGUCCUGUCAGCUCGAAAGCGCGCAAACACAAGCGGGACCCUGAUCCGGCUGCUUCGAACUGGGUGUACCACGACCACCUCUCGGAAUCCGAAGACAUUGACUCUGCCUUGACGUUGCCCGUUGGAGAUGUUGUUGCAGGGUUGCAGAAGGGCUCAAUCAGUACUGUUUGUGCAACAAGCACAAGAAUUCCGAAGCCGGUAGGACACCAGAUUGCCAUUGGCGGUGAAAGUGGAAGGUG